Messenger RNA from Sardina pilchardus (European sardine), 3447 nucleotides. RefSeq names its product polypeptide N-acetylgalactosaminyltransferase 9 (gene galnt9). The record is from RefSeq and is a predicted model, not a curated record. Gene Ontology annotation, biological process: protein O-linked glycosylation. Bases 761 to 2578 code for a protein of 605 amino acids. The transcript has 11 exons. Gene Ontology annotation, cellular component: Golgi apparatus. Gene Ontology annotation, molecular function: polypeptide N-acetylgalactosaminyltransferase activity. Lineage: Eukaryota; Metazoa; Chordata; Actinopteri; Clupeiformes; Clupeidae.
UUCACCCUGCAGAAAGCGCCGCGGAUACGGCUGCCAUCUGACUGAACAUUCGCUUGUUUGUUUUCCAGUCCACUUUUGUCCAACGUUCGAGACCGGCCAUACGGUGUGAUGCUCGACAAUGUCCAGGUCCAUUCCGUGCUAUCGACACGAUUGAGCCACAUUUCGAUGCAUAUGUGAAGCUUGUUCAGUACGACCAGACGCCUUUGAGGGAGGAAUGUCACAGCUGCACAAGGGAUGCUCUGCAAGUAGACUGUAUCUGCUUAGAAUGGUCUGACAACGAGUGUUUGCAAUCGAGCUGAUGUGUGUAAAAUACGGAGAGACCAUCUCUGUCCUAAAUUUGGAGGAUCUGCGAGGAUUUCGGGCUGAGGUGCAACAUCGCGGGGCAUUUGUGUAUUUUGACCGACUGUAGCUCUCUCCGAUUAGAAGAGUCAGAGCUCUAAAUGCGAUCAUGAGGUUUCUAAAAGACAUCUAGCAUAAAGUCCGAUGUAUGUACUAUACUAUUAUCAAUACUACAACAUUGGACAACAGAAGAGAGCUUCGCUGCAUAUGAAAAAUUCGGCGCCUUAAUGUCAACACAACCCCUGCCUCCGACCAUCCGACCAUCCCAAAAGUGUGGUGCUGAAAGGAUAGCUCACGUCGUUUCGGGAUCCGACUGAUAUCAGCCGAGACCUUUGUUACUUGUAUUCACAGGACAGCUGUUUCUCUGAAUGGAUUAUUGUUUGAUUUGACUGCGUCAGCCUGGCUGCUAUCGGGGGCUCAUAUGGCUGUGGCACGCAAAAUCAAAACUUUGCUGACGGUUAACAUUUUGGUGUUUGUUGGUAUCAUAUUGUUCUCCGUCUACUGCAGGAUCCAAGACCGAUCCGAAGAGCUCGUCCAAGUCGGGCGAAUUUCGGAGCAAAGGUUAAGGACCAGGAAUGGCAAAGUUGUUACGAACUUGGUGGACAGACAGUCUAUCAUACAAAGACUCGAGAGACUUGAAGACGUGGUGUACAAUCAAUUAAAUGGUCUGGCUAAGCCCAUGGGGCUGGUGGAGGGUCCAGGAGGCCUGGGACAGGGAGGGGCAGCGGCCACUCUGGGGGAGGACAGUCGAGAGAUGGAGGGGAAGUACGAGGAGUACGGCUACAACGCCCAGCUCAGCGACCGCAUCUCCCUGGACAGGUCCAUCCCAGACUACAGGCCAAAAAAAUGCAAGCCCCUGAGCUACCCAGAUGAUCUUCCUCAGAUUUCUGUGGUGUUCAUUUUUGUGAACGAGGCCUUGUCAGUCAUCCUACGGUCUGUCCACAGCGUAGUUAACCAUACACCAGCUCAUCUCCUCAAAGAAAUCAUUUUGGUGGAUGACAACAGCGACAGCGUGGAGUUGAAGUUCAAUCUGGACCAGUACGUUAACAAACGCUACCCAGGCCUAGUGAAGAUUGUGAGGAACAGCAAGCGCGAGGGCUUGAUUCGCGCCAGGAUCCAGGGAUGGAACGUUGCCACCGCUCCCAUCGUGGGCUUCUUCGACGCACACGUGGAGUUCAACACUGCCUGGGCUGAACCCAUCCUGACUCGGGUGAAGGAAGAUCACACGAGGAUUAUCCUCCCGGCCAUCGAUAACAUCAAGUACAACACGUUCGAGGUGCAGCAGUACGCCAACGCGGCACACGGCUACAACUGGGGCCUGUGGUGCAUGUACAUCAUCCCGCCGCAGGACUGGCUCGACAAGGGCGACGAAACCGCCCCCAUCAGGACACCAGCAAUGAUUGGCUGCUCCUUCGUGGUGGACAGAGAAUACUUUGGGGAAAUCGGCCUGCUUGAUCCAGGCAUGGAGGUCUAUGGGGGUGAAAAUAUUGAGCUCGGCAUGAGGGUAUGGCAGUGUGGAGGGAGUAUGGAAGUCCUGCCCUGUGCUCGUGUGGCCCAUAUCGAACGCACCAAGAAGCCAUAUAAUAACGACAUUGACUACUAUGCCAAAAGGAACGCUCUGAGGGCCGCAGAGGUCUGGAUGGAUGAGUACAAGUCACACGUCUACAUGGCCUGGAACAUACCAAUGAAUAACCCAGGGGUGGAUUUCGGGGACGUGUCGGAGCGGAUGGCCUUGAGGAAGAAGCUCAAAUGCCGAAGCUUCCGCUGGUACUUGGAGCACGUGUAUCCUGAGAUGAGAAUCUACAACAACACAAUUACCUAUGGGGAGGUGAGAAACAGUAAAGCGAGUGGAUAUUGCUUGGACCAGGGAUCUGAAGAUGACGACAAGGCCAUACUUUACCCUUGCCAUGGCAUGUCCUCUCAGUUGGCGCGGUACUCCACUGAAGGCCUGCUGCAGCUGGGGCCGCUGGGAUCCACCACCUUCCUGCCCGACACCAAGUGUCUGGUGGACGACGGGAGGAGCCGCACUCCAAGUCUGAAGAAAUGUGACGCCGUGUCUCGCACCUCCCAGCGACUGUGGGAUUUCACACAGAAUGGCCCUAUCAUAAGCAGAGAUACUGGACGUUGUCUGGAAGUAGAAAUGGCCAAAGAUGCCAACUUCGGCUUGCGGCUAGUGGUCCAGCGAUGCUCUGGACAGAAGUGGAUGAUCCGCAACUGGAUUAAGCAUCCAAGACACUGAGUGGUCAUCCCCAAGAAGAACAUUGUUGAUGACAUUAUCACGAACAAUAAUGAACCUCUGAUUUUUCUCCUGUUUUUUAAAGACACACUAUGAAUGAUUGACUCAAAUGAAGAAUGUGUGUGGAUCUCCACAGACUACAAACACUACUUUGCCUGAGACAAAGUGCUUUUGAAAGACUGAGUCUAAAACGCGAUCAAUAAACACAUUUUCAAAGGCGCCACGGGUCCCACAGAGGUGGAUCAGAGUGCAAACAGCAGGUUUUUGCCAUGCGCAACCUUUCUUAUGCUCACCUGCAAGACAUGCAAAGUGCAAACAGAUGAAAGGUUGGACUUGUGUUUUACAGGCUUCUAUUGAAUUGUGUUAGGGCCGUGUGCGUGCUGUGAUCACAAGGGCCAUGUCAAGGUGGGUUUUUAAGAAAAAAGAAAAAAGAAAACUCUGUUAAGUCACCAUGUCAACUAUAAAUAAAAAAAAUCAUCUGGAGAGUCAACUAUAUCCGAAGUGCUAACAUGAAGAUAAUCCUAUCAAGAUCCAGCUCCCUCGAGAUUGAAACUAGUAGCCUCUUCUCUUUUUUGUUCUUUUCAUUGUUUCUUUUUUUAUUUUCCUGACUUUAUUGCUUAUGCACAGAUGAGAAUCAUAUAUGGUCACCGGUGGAAUCAUGUGCCUUUUUCAGUCAUUAUGCUACAUUUGACUGGGGAAUGUGAACCCCUUAAGCAUGUACAAUACUUUUAAAUUAAUUAAAUCUGAAUAUAAAUAUAAAUAAAUGUAAAGAUGUCUUAUAAUAGUAUGUUGUAAAACUUAAGCGGUUAUCAGUACCUCAGUAAUAAUAAUGACAAUAAAAAAAGAACGUUUUUAUGCUUUAGAUGACAUUG